CUGCGCCCUCCCGCAUCGCUCCCAAACCUCAUCGUCCGUGACUCACUCAUGCGGAAUGCCGCCUAGAAUCCAGCGGUCUCUGUUGGACAGUGAAUAAUCCCCCUCUUCCCGGAAGCCCAAGAUGUCAUCUUCGCGGUCGGACAGCCUAAAAACUCAAAAACUGGACACCGACAGCUUUGUCGCCUUUGACCACGCCGCCGCUGGCCAUGACGGUGUCCAGUGCACUCUUUCCGGCUCCUUCAUCGCAAAGCCCUGCACCCCGGAAGAAGUUGCGUUCUACGAGUCCAGCGCCCUUCACCCGGCCUUCAGAGACUUCAUCCCCACCUACAUCGGAACUUUAACCUCGGCGGACCUGCAGCAAUCCUUCACGCUUGAAGCAGCUGAACAGGCUGGCGCAAUUGUCCUCCCCGGCUCCGACUACUCGUCUACGCCGGACACCCCGACCGCACCGGCACAGCCCAGCGCGGCGGACGCGGGGGGCCCCACGAGCGCCGCGCAAGACUUGCCGUGGGUUCCCUCGAAUGGGAAAAAGCUGGAGACUGGAAUCUCCAUCGUACUUGAAAAUGUGGCGUCCGGGUUCAAGCGGCCGAAUGUUUUAGACGUGAAGCUGGGGGCGCGACUUUGGGCAGACGAUGCGCCUCCCCAGAAGCGGGCGAAGCUGGACAUGGUGUCCAAAGAUACGACCAGCUCAAAGCUGGGAUUUCGCAUUGCCGGCAUGAAGGUCUGGACGGGCGUGAGCGGGGAGAGCGACGAAGGAAGUAAGACCGAUCCCUAUGCCACGAAAUACGAGGGGGCUGAGGGGGCGAGGGGCAAGGUCAUCGAGAAAGACGGCUACAAGCGCUAUGACAAGUGGUAUGGGCGGGCUCUCAAUGAGAACAAUGUCCGGGAGGGUUUCAAGACCUUCCUCGCGGGAGCCAAAGCCGGGACCGUUGAUCACUCCCAGAUGGUUGCCCAGAGGUUAGCCGACGAACUCCGGAAGGUGCAGCACGUGCUGGAGUCAGAGGAAAGUCGGAUGUAUUCGUCGAGUGUCUUGAUUGUCUACGAGGGGGAUCCGGAAGCGAUGGAACAUGCGCUCGAGGAAGAACAGAAGCCCCGGCCUGAACCGGGGGAGUCCGAGUCGGAGGACGAGGACGAGGAGGUGGAAUUCCAGAUCCAGCAGGAUGGGUCAUUUCAAGUUGUUGAUAUACCGGUUGGACAGGGGACCAAGUCACACCAGGCCAUCAAUAUCAACAUCGACCCCGAAAUGGCGGAGUUGGCAGAGCUGGGGGGUCUCGACGAGGAUGAGGAAGAGUAUCUCCCAAAGGUGCAUGACCUUCGUCUGAUUGAUUUUGCGCACGCCAGUUGGACACCAGGCCAGGGGCCGGACGAGAAUGUACUCAAAGGGGUCCGGAACUUGAUCAAGAUCUUGGACGGACUUGCUAGCGAGUAGUGUACGAUAUGGGGGCAAGCAUACAGUCGC
Messenger RNA from Aspergillus sclerotioniger CBS 115572, 1459 nucleotides. Its product is annotated as inositol polyphosphate multikinase. Gene Ontology annotation, biological process: phosphatidylinositol phosphate biosynthetic process; inositol phosphate biosynthetic process. NCBI's taxonomy places the organism in Eukaryota, Fungi, Ascomycota, Eurotiomycetes, Eurotiales, Aspergillaceae. The coding region runs from base 122 to 1429 and encodes 435 amino acids. Gene Ontology annotation, molecular function: inositol hexakisphosphate kinase activity; inositol-1,4,5,6-tetrakisphosphate 3-kinase activity. Gene Ontology annotation, cellular component: cytoplasm; nucleus. The transcript has 2 exons. The record is from RefSeq and is a predicted model, not a curated record.